AUGGUAGAAGGAAGCAACAACAAGAAACCCGAGGCCGCUGCCAUGGCCAAACCACGGCCUCGAAAGCGAACGUCCUUCCAAACAUUUGCUUCAUGGCUUGCCUUUAGUUUGGUGAUUGCACAAAUGUAUACGUUUAAUGGAAACGAUUGGGCUAAAGUCUUUAUAGAGGAGACGGAAACGGUGGAUGACAGCAUCCAGCCUCACCAGGCCGUUGCCACCGAGGAUAUUGACGUGUCGAAUAAUACCAAAGCCCCAUCCAAGCAGAGGCACCUGAAAGCUGUGGACGAUCAGGCAGCUUCAAGUGUCAACGAAACAACCCAGAGCAACAUUCCCGAUGAAGAAAAGGCAACCGAAUCUCCAAACAACAGCUCUGAUAAUGCUCCUGACGCUACUAGCAGAGAAGUGCCUGCCACCUCAAGCGACAAAGACAGCUCGACUUCCAGCACCUUCACAGAUCUUGUCAAGCCGAGUCCAGGGGCAAGCCCCGUUGUCUGCACUUUCCAGGACAAUUUCGAGUGCUGUGGCACCUGGGAUGUGAAUGCCGACGAGUGGUGGCUACAGCACCCGGAUUGGGAAGUGAGUUCCGAAACCAAGGACAGUUUCUGUUUUGCACCCAUGAAAGACCAAAGAAAGGCAUCAUUCUUGAAAAUGGUCCAUGAAGUCCAGUGGAAUGGAAACUGUUCCCAGGUGGAAAAGUCGGUGGAAAUGAACUCUGGCUAUGGAGCCAGUACAACCUGGCUCAAUCAAGCCUUUUGGCAUGCUCACAAGCAGGGCAAACCGUUUCAAAUUGUAAAUGGCAACCGAGUGUGGCUAUAUUCCACCAAGGACGAGUCCAGUUGGGCAUAUUGUGACACAAAAGAUACGCGGUGUUAUUGGCUACCGAUAUCCAGUUGUUCCCGUGAAGAGACCAUUCGCGGAGAGCACCAGGGUCAGAAACCCAAUGGAUCCAACCGAGAAAAAGAACAGUACCACUGGCUUCGCACGUACAUGACACGUCCAAGACAGCAUUUCCGCCGCAAGCUUCUUGAAAUGAGAGAGUCAAUACCUCUGGAGCAACCAUGUGCGACUAUGCACGUUCGACGUGGAGAUGUGGGCUUCCCAAGGCCGCCCUUUAGGCGGUAUGCUGCAGUGCAAGAGUACAUUGAUAAAGCUCGCAUAAAAGAGGGGGAUAAUGUAUUCUUGAUGACGGAUGAUCAGAGCACAAUUGAUGAAAUCAACAAGCAUUUGCCGAAUUACACUUGGAUCUAUAUCGAUCGUCCACGCAACGAUGGAAUCAAGAAUGGUUUCGAUGGACACGUUCCGGCGGCAUCCGAUCCAGGCUACGAAAUGCUCGUCAUUGAAACAGAGCUUCGCCUGGCCCAAUCUUGUGACAAGCUUGUAUACGGCAACAGCGGGUUCAUGAAAUCUUUAAUUGAAACACUUGAUCUCGAAGGGAAAAACUAUACGAGGUACUACCUCGACACAACGGUUUCAAAGGAGGAGGCACGAAAGUUUUCAAGCCGCGAUGCAAGAGUUGAAACCUUUCUGGCUGAGAUCGAAGCCUUGUACCAAAACAAGACGUCAACCACUCCCAAUCCUCUGGCGCAGAAAGAGUCAUCCUCGUCCCAGUCCCAGGCAGAGAUUUCUAGAUCAAGCAAGCAAGGAAACUCAGGCAACAAAGGUGACAAGAAGUUGCACGAACAGGGGAAUCCAAAUGCUGCGAUCGAGUUGACCAAUUCUUUCCCACUGUUUGAGGCAAACGUUUCUGAUCUUAUGACAUGCCAGAAUGUCUCCGGCAGGCCAACAUGCUGUGCUCCGUGGGAUGUGGAAGCAGAUGGCUGGUGGCAUGCUCGGCCAGACUGGGAAGUGAGCUUGGAGAAUGACACUUCUUAUUGCUUCUCACCAAUGGCCAACAUGGAGAAAGCAAGGGUUAUGCGUGAAAUACAUGAUCGACAAUGGAUCAACGUGAAUUGCUCCGACAUGGAAAGGAGCUCUGAAAUAAAUUCUGGUGUGGGAGCUAGCUGGUCUUGGCUGGCCAAUUCCUUUUGGCAUGCCCACGUCUUGAAGAAGCACUUCCAAAUUGCAAGAAGUAAUUGGCACUGGAUGUAUGCAGCCAAAAACAAGUCGAGCUGGGCUUACUGUGAAGAUGAAGACAUCACCUGCUAUUCUCUGCCGGUGUCCCCAUGCUCAAGGGAUGGCUUUAACCAGGAUGAUCGAAAGUGGUGGAAACCAAAAAAGGAUACAAAGGAAGUAGAAGAGGGCAUGUGGCUGAGAGACUAUAUGCUGCGUCCUCGUCAGGUGUUCCGGCGCAAGGCAUAUGAGAUGCGUCAACAAGUUGCUAUGGAAUAUCCAUGUACCAUGAUGCAUGUUCGACGCGGCGAUUCUGGUUUGCCGAGGCCCCCAUUCAGACGAUAUGCUGCCGUUCAAGAGUACCUUGAUGCUGCAAGUGUCCAAGAGGGUGACAACAUUCUCUUGCUAACCGACGAUCAAAGCACCAUCGACGAAGUCAAAGAACACCAUCCAAUGUACAACUGGAUCUAUCUUGAUCGGCCUAGGAACCACGGGUCGUCUGGUGGGUGGAAUGGGCACAUCCCCAGUGGGAAGGGAGAAUUUGAGAUGUUGGCGAUAGAUACAGAGUUGAAGCUUGCGUCUAAGUGUAACAAGGUUGUCUAUGGCUACUCUGGUUUCAUGAAAGCUUUCCUGCAAAACCAGAUCACGCAAGGGAGGGACGUUGCGCUCUACUAUGUAGACACAACGGUGACCAAAGAGGAGGCAAAAUCUUUUCAAGGCAAUCCAAAGGAGAGAGCGGCCAGCUUACUCAAGGAUAUUGAAACCAAGCGAGAAGAAGCUGACAAACACAAUGCCAAACUAAAGGACGACGACGAAGAUGACAGCGAAGAUAGCGAAGAUGAAGACGACAGCAGAGACGACAGUAGCGAGGCAAGCCAGGGUAAGGCCAAGAAGACAGGCCGAGAAAGUGGGAAAAGGCACCAAGGCAACGGAAGGGGGAGGCAAUCCCACGACAAGACCAGGAAAGCGGCAGUCUCCAACGCAAUUGCUGUUGCCAACCCUCUGAACUGCCAAGAAAGCGCCAAUGGUACCUCUUGUUGUGGUAGUUGGGACAUUGAUGCCGACAAAUGGUGGCAACAUUCACCGGACUUUGAAGUCUCAGUGGAAAACUCAACUUCCUUCUGUUUCUCACCAAUGCAGAACAAGGAGAAAGCCAGUUUCCUUCGGCGUUUACACGAAGUUCAGUGGUCGGGAAACUGCUCCACCGCAGUGAAUGCUUGGCAGAUCAACUCUGGCUUUGGGGCUUCGACCAGUUGGUUGGCGUACGCAUUCUUGAAGGCCCAUCAAAAGGGAACACCUUUCCAGAUCAACGCCCCCGAACGAGACUGGCUCUAUGGCCCCACUGACAACUCAAGCUGGGCCUACUGUGAUGAUCAUGACAUUACAUGUUACUUCUUGCCGAUUUCGUCUUGUCCGCGUCAGACCACAAGGCAAGAACGCGAAUGGACUAAGCCCGGUAGAGAUCCCCAAACCAAGAAGGAAUACGAAUGGCUCAGGGAGUAUCUGUUCAGACCCAAGCAGAUAAUGAGACGCCAGCUGCUCGAAAUGAGAGAAUCUUUGAACCUUCCACAACCCUGCGUUACCAUCCACAUUCGCAGAGGAGACGCGGGCUUUCCCAGGCAACCAUUCCGGCGAUAUGCCGCAGUCCAAGAAUAUCUCGAUGCUGGCUAUGUUGAAGAUGGAGCCAACAUCAUGUUGCUCACAGAUGAUGCAAGUACCAUUGACGAGAUCAACGAACACCAUCGUGGUGACUACAACUGGGUCUACCUGAACAGACCACGUACGCGUGGAGUGGACGGAGGCUGGCAAAGCCAUGUACCUUCGAGUGACGGCGCAUUCGAAGUUCUAUCCAUCUACACAGAAUUUGCGCUAGCAUCUAAGUGCGACACGGUUGUUCAGGGGCACAGUGGUUUCAUGAGAAUGCUCCUUGGGAAGAUGGAGAAUGAAGGCAAGCCUUUCAAACGCUUCGUUGUGAGCACUGGUGUUAGCAAGGACGAAGCAGUCCAAUGGCCUAACGACGGCAAGGAGCGAUUGGAGUAUUUCAAAAAGCAGAUGGAUGAGUACAGGCGGAAAAGCAAGGAAGCCAAGCUGGCAAGCACGACUAGCUCGUAG
Molecule: messenger RNA, 4161 nt
Organism: Seminavis robusta
Lineage: Eukaryota; Bacillariophyta; Bacillariophyceae; Naviculales; Naviculaceae
Source: the annotation of a GenBank genome assembly